Messenger RNA from Perognathus longimembris pacificus (Pacific pocket mouse), 2838 nucleotides. It is a transcript of the gene Spry1, whose product is annotated as sprouty RTK signaling antagonist 1. The record is from RefSeq and is a predicted model, not a curated record. Bases 761 to 1720 code for a protein of 319 amino acids. The transcript is spliced from 4 exons. Gene Ontology annotation, cellular component: cytosol; membrane. NCBI's taxonomy places the organism in Eukaryota, Metazoa, Chordata, Mammalia, Rodentia, Heteromyidae. Gene Ontology annotation, biological process: negative regulation of fibroblast growth factor receptor signaling pathway; negative regulation of MAP kinase activity; multicellular organism development.
CGCACCGCACCGCACCGAGCCUGCAGCUGGGACGAGCGGCGGGGUCGCUCCGGGCCCGGAUCGCGGGCGGCCCGGGUGGCGGCGGUGCCCGGAAGGCCGCUCACAGCCCCGGCCUCAGCUGGCGCUCGGCGGAGGCCCCGCAGGCGGCGGAGGACGAGCGGGUCGCCGUGGUGCCCGGAGUCCUACGGGACCUGCGGGAUCCGGAGCGCCCCCGCCCCUCGGAGAUGGACCCCGGGACGGCGCCCGAGCCCUAGUCGCCCCCGCCCCGCGCCCCGACCCCCGACGCGGGGUCCAGCCUCGGCCCCGGCCGGCGAAGCCUCAGCGCCCCCGACGCGCGGGUCGCCCACCGCCCGGAGCGGAGCCGCGCCCGGGCCUCGGGGGUAGCGCGCCCGUCGGGUGCCCCGCACCACGCCCCGCGCUCCCGGGACCGCGCAGCGCAGCUCCCCGGCCAUCGCGACCGCGCGGGGCGGCCCGGAGGGGGCGCGCGGCCGGGGCUGGGUCGGAGGGGCCGGGCCCACCGGCCGCCGCGCGGGCGAUGCCUCCCCGCUGACGCGGGCGCGCUCGCCCUGGCGCCCCGCCACCGCCCGGGCCUAGCCACUUCCUCCCUCCCGGUGCCCCGCGCGCCCCGCACCGGGCGCCGCCGCCAGGACCUCGCGGGGCCCCUACCGCGGCCCCGGGCGUGGGGUGAUGGGGUCGGCGGGAAAGGAUCUCAGAUGCACGCCAGGUUUCCACUGAUUGCCCGAGUUCCAGAUCCCCACCCAUGGAUCCUUUAAAUCUGCAUGGCAGGUCGUUCGUGGUGAUCUCGCAGCCUGCCGUGGAGGCCCGUCCCCGACUGGACCAGGACAGGGAGAGCCCGCCUGCUGCCAUCCUGUCCUUGGACCAGAUCAAGGCCGUCCGAGGCAGUAACGAAUACACGGAGGGCCCCUCGGUGGCCAGGAGGCCCACUCCCCGCCCGCUGCUGAGACAGGAGAAGCAGGAGAGGACUCAUGAGGUUGUACCAGCCAAUGUGAAUGGCAGCGGCUCUGCGCAGAGACCCCCAGGCCCCCCGGGGCCAGGCGGACCCCUGAGCCACACCAGGGCCCUGGCCUUGAGCAGAUCCACCAGCACUGGCAGCGCGGCGAGCUCCGGGAGCAGCAGCAGCGCCUCCUCGGAGCAGGGGCUCCUGGGGAGGUCUCCGCCUGCCAGGCCGGCCCCUGGACACAGGGCGGACAGGGCCAUCCGGACGCAGCCCAAGCAGCUGCUGGCCGACGACCUGAAGGGCUCCUUGAAGGAAGACCUGACGCGGCGGCAUGAGUUCAUCUGCGAGCGGUGCGGGAAGUGCAAGUGCGGAGACUGCACGGCCCCCAGGGCCCUCCCGUCCUGCCUGGCCUGCGGCCGCCAGUGCCUGUGCUCGGCCGAGAGCAUGGUGGAGUACGGCACCUGCAUGUGCCUGGUCAAGGGCAUCUUCUACCACUGCUCGAGCGACGACGAGGGCGACGCGUACGCCGACCACCCCUGCUCCUGCUCGCAGGCACACUGCCGCGCGCGCUUCCUGUGCAUCGGGGCCAUGUCUCUGCUUCUGCCCUGCCUGCUCUGCUACCCCCCGGCCGUGGGGUGCCUGCGGCUGCUGAGAGGCUGCUAUGAUUGGCUCCAUCGCCCGGGAUGCAGGUGUAAGAACUCCAACGCAGUCUACUGCAAGCUGGAGAGCUGCCCUUCUGGGGGUCACGGGAAGCCAUCAUGAAUUUUGGAGGUGGGUGGGACGUCAAGAACUUCCAGCUUCCGAAUGGUGGCUGUUGGUCCUGUGAGAUAUUGACUCCCCCCGUCCCCCAUCAUCCUUAGAGUGGCUUGUCUCUUGCUUGCGGCUCCCUGCCAUUUCCAAGGUUUGACUCGUGGAUCUGACUGGUUCAGGAAGAGUUGACAUGAAAUGACAGCUGGUCCUCCUGAAGUCAAGCGCUUUCACCACUCUCUGGAGAGGGGGUGGAGAGCGGUGGGGUUUCGGGUCGUUUCUGGGUUCUGCACACAUCACCCUGUGUGUACACAGCCAGACUGCAGGGAUGGAAAGAUGCCUUCGGUUGAAUGUUGGGGAGCAGGGAAAUUAGUUUAGAAAGAAGCAACCAUUUAAUAACUGCUUCCCUGAGCUAGGUAUGGAACCUUCCUCCAAUUCGGAUAUCUUGUCAUAACAUAACGUUUGUUCUUUCCCUACUGCCCUGUCCUCCUUUCCAUCUCCUCUCUGUUGUCUUGGCCAAUGCCUCCCUCCACCCACUUCCUGUCUGUAAUUUUAGAUUCCCUUUCCAGUGUAUAAGUCUUCAUAUUGGAGACAAAUUGGCUAUAAUUUGCUUCUCCUGGCUUUCACCUUUGUGAAGGAUUUGACUCCUUUCCUUCCACACCCACAAGCUCUUUGCCAAAUUCCUGUUGUCACGGAAGGCACCUGGGUAGCUGAGGUUGAAAUUUGGAGCCGAUGGAUUCUUGUUGAUGUCACAACAUGUUGCUGUCUAAAGCAAUCGGAGCUUGGCAACGGCCCUUUGGCCUCAUAGUUUGGUUAACAGCUGAGUUAUCUCAGUCUUUCCUGUGUUCCCCUUGCCUUAACCACAGAUUGUGGUGCUUUUUUUUGUAUAUGUUCUGUAUAAAUCACAAAGUUGAAUUCUGACUAUUUUUAAGACAAGAGUCUGUUAAACUUUUUUAUUGUAAAGAAUAUUUAUUAUGCGAAUCUAUUAUUUUAUGAUAUUUAUUGCAAAAGACUGUUGAAAUGUACUCAUGUCUGACUAUAACAAAAUAUCAAUACUUAACAGAAAGUAAGGUGACAGGAAGAAAGGACAUAUGUUAACUAUAAUGCAAAAAUAUAUUAAUUAAUGAAACUGC